Messenger RNA from Ricinus communis (castor bean), 1444 nucleotides. Its product is annotated as septum-promoting GTP-binding protein 1. The record is from RefSeq and is a predicted model, not a curated record. Bases 283 to 1134 code for a protein of 283 amino acids. NCBI's taxonomy places the organism in Eukaryota, Viridiplantae, Streptophyta, Magnoliopsida, Malpighiales, Euphorbiaceae. The transcript has 6 exons. Gene Ontology annotation, molecular function: GTP binding; GTPase activity.
UGACCCUCAUGUCGUGCCCGUAAUCCAUUGUUGGACCCGAGAAAAGCCGGCAUUUUGGACUGUUUAGGCAUAAGUAAAAUAGCGGUCAACCGUCCAUCCCUACGGCACGCACAGCCAUGUCUCACCACCUUCUCUUAUAGGUUAGUCUAAGAGGCAAAAGAAAGAGAAAAACAUCCCAUAAAAAGAAGCACAUCCCCAACACCAAACCAAACAAACACAAGCACAAACAGUACCAAACCAUGACACGGCUUGAAGCAAACAUAUUAAUAGUCAUCCAUUUUCAUGGCCAAAAUCAUCAUAGUUCGUGAGAAGAUGACACAGAUUUGUAGAAAGAUUAAUCUUCACGUUACUAUCAAGUGGAGUAUACUCGAACGUGUAUCAGUUUUCAGACAGUUUUUUCAGUUUAUUUGGGAUAGAAUUCUUGCUUGUUCAAUAGGUAAGCCUGUUAGGUAUCGCCGGCUUACUCGCCAGCCUUCCUCUCCACCGCCGGAGGCUAUUGAAGCUGGUGGCUUUGCCCCAUCGGAGGAGCUCUCCUCGAGGUUUAGUGGGUACAACGCAGAUUCUGAUUUAGUUCCUUUGAAGAUCAGUUUGUUGGGUGAUUGUCGGAUUGGAAAAACUAGCUUUGUGGUCAAGUAUGUAGGGGAUGAGCAAGAGAAGAAAUGCUUGGAGAUGACAGGAUUGAAUUUAAUGGAUAAAACAUUAUCUGUUCAAGGUGCAAGGAUCACAUUCAGCAUAUGGGAUGUAGGAGGUGAUAGUAGGUCACUUGAUCAUGUUCCUAUUGCCUGUAAAGAUGCAGUAGCAAUUUUGUUCAUGUUUGAUCUUACUAGUCGGUGUACUCUUAACAGUGUUGUUGAAUGGUAUAGUCAAGCAAGAAAAUGGAAUCAGACAGCAAUUCCCAUACUAAUAGGGACUAAAUUUGAUGAUUUUGUCCAACUUCCCCCCAAUUUGCAAUGGACAAUAGUUACUCAGGCAAGAGCAUAUGCAAAGGCAAUGAAGGCAACCCUUUUCUUUUCAAGUGCUAAACACAACAUAAAUGUGAACAAGAUCUUCAAAUUUAUAAUGGCAAAGCUCUUUAACUUGCCUUGGACAUUAGAGAGAAACUUGACAAUUGGAGAGCCUAUAAUUGACUUUUAAAGUAUACUUUAGCCAUUGAUCUUUCUUCUGUACAUAGCCUGAAGAGAAGGAAAAGGAAAUUCAAAAAAAAAAAAAGAAAAGAAAAGAAAAAGAAAACAGAACAAGAAAGAAGAAACAUCCCAAGCUUGAGUAGAUUGAUUCUGCAGGUCCUCUUGUUUUUCUUUUAAUUAGUUAAUCUUUUUAUAUAUAUUCUUUUUCCUUUUAACUUCACACUCCCUGUUUAAGUAACUUGAAUUGUAGCAACAAAGUUUCUUGAUUUAAAAGAAGAAAAUAUGUGACUCACACAUAAAAAGAGGUGACAUUUUAUAUA